AUGGCAGAAGUCAAAGAGACCUGGACUUGGCUCAACGUGCUGAUUGUCUUGUUCGCCACGUUCGGCUCGCUCUCGUAUGGCUAUUGCACCACCAUCAUCGCCUCGACCCUUGGACAGCCCCAGUUCCAAGGGUACAUGAAGCUGCUGCCGGGCCAGUCCAACGGGGACAAUGCCUCAGCACUGAUCGGCGCCACCAAUGGGUUGUUCCAGACCGGAGGGUUCUUCGAGGUGCCAUCGCCAUCUCCGGGCUUCAUGGUCAUUGGCGGCGCGAUACAGGCGGCCAGCCAGAAUAUCGCCAUGUUCCUGGUGUUUCGUAUGUUCUCUGGCUUCGGCGUCGGUAUGGCGGUCGGGGCGGUGCCUCUCUACCAAUCCGAGGUUUCUCCUCCUCAUUCUCGUGGCUUCUUGGUCGGCUUGCAUGGCGUCGCAAUCGGGGCUGGCUCUGCUCUCGCAGCCUGGGUCGGCUACGCCUGCUACACGAUGACCGGCAACAUCCAAUGGCGGCUGCCCUUGGCCUUGCAAGUUGUUUUCCCAGCGAUCCUAGGCCUAGGAAUAUACACAGUUCCCGAGUCUCCCAGAUGGCUCCUCCAACGUGACGAUCCAGACAAGGCUCUCGCCGUGCUGAUGAAGAUCCACGCCAACGCACAGGACCCUGACGGCGCAUUCGCCCACCGCGAAUAUAACAUCAUGCGUGAGCAGUUCGCGUUGGAGACGAACGUGAUUGGCAUCGCGGCGUACAAGGAGAUUUUCACCAAAGCUCACAAUCUCAAACGCCUUGCCUUGGGAUUUGGCGUUAUGUUUGGAGGACAGUGUACGGGGACUUUGGUCAUUAACUAUUAUGCUGUUUCUUUGUACUCGAGCAUCGGAUACACCGGGCGUCAGGCAUUUCUCCUCUCCGCCGGCUAUGUGACCGUGUCGAUCUUAGGCAACGCAAUCACUGCGAUACUGGUUGAUCGUGGCGGACGUGUUAAUUUCUUGAUCGUCGGCUUCGCGGGCCUCGUCCUCGUCCUGAUCGGCGAGAUCGCGAUGCUCUCUCUGCCCGCGCACGAGCAAACCUCCGGCACGGCCGCGGGGGCGAUCGUGUUCCUGUUCAUGCACAUCUUCUUCUACGGCAGCUUCAUCGAUGCGACGACGUACAUCUACGUGUCGGAGAUCUUCCCGACGCGGCUGCGCGCCGUCGGCACCAGCCUGUCUAUCAGCGGCCUGUUCCUGGCCAGCCUGAUCUUCACGCAGGCGGCGUCGUCCGCCUUCAAGGCCAUUCACUGGCGCUACUACAUCGUCUUCACCGUCCUCACCGCCAUCUACGUCGUCCUGCUCUGGCUGUUCUUCCCCGAGACCAAAGGUCUCAGCCUGGAGGAGGUCGCCAAGAUCUUUGGGGAUCCCGUCGCCGACGGCACACAUGUUGUGGGCAAGGAUGGUCACUUGUACGGCACUACCUCCAACAGUAAUAAACCUGAGGACGACGUCGAGCAUGAAGAGCAUUCCAUCCCAAACAAGGUUUAA
Fonsecaea erecta is the source of this 1500-nucleotide messenger RNA. RefSeq lists its product as hypothetical. The record is from RefSeq and is a predicted model, not a curated record. Gene Ontology annotation, biological process: carbohydrate transport; transmembrane transport. Gene Ontology annotation, cellular component: membrane. The coding region runs from base 1 to 1500 and encodes 499 amino acids. The transcript is spliced from 7 exons. Lineage: Eukaryota; Fungi; Ascomycota; Eurotiomycetes; Chaetothyriales; Herpotrichiellaceae. Gene Ontology annotation, molecular function: carbohydrate:proton symporter activity.